Messenger RNA from Paramuricea clavata, 4731 nucleotides. The record is from the annotation of a GenBank genome assembly. Lineage: Eukaryota; Metazoa; Cnidaria; Anthozoa; Malacalcyonacea; Plexauridae.
AUGUCGCGUUUUCUUCGAAUUUUUCGCCAAGUUACUGUAGAACCAGUGCUGUUUGUGUUUAUGCUAUGUACUUUUCUUAAAGAUCCUGUAAACCAGCAGCUUAUUUUCCGUAAAACGUGCAUACAGUUGUACAACGAAUCGUUUUGUGCAGACAACUUUACAAGGAAAGCAUGUGGAAAGAGCCUGAGUGAACAGGAAAAUGCCAUUCAAAAAUCAAGUUCAGAAUGGAUUUUCUACAACUCUGUUGCUUAUUCUGUUCCAUCUAUUAUUUCGUCGCUUCUUUUGGGUUCAUGGUCAGAUAAAUUUGGUCGGAAGGUAGCCAUACUGUUGCCUCUUAUUGGGCUAUCAAUAGAAGCUAUAUCAAGCAUACUGAAUGCUCACUUUUAUGAUGCAUCACCAGUGUACCUAUUGUAUGGCAAUAUACUAUCUGGUAUAUUUGGUGGGUUUAGUACGAUCUUAAUGGCUUUGUUUUCCUAUAUGGCAGACAUCACAAAAGACAAAAGUAAUCGGACAUUACGAAUUGGUCUACUUGAAUCGAUGACGUUUGUUGGAGGGGCAACAGGAGAGCUAAUCAGUGGUGUUCUAAUUGAGAAGCUUGGUUUUAUGGCUCCAUUUAUAACAAUUUUAUCUUUAAUAACCAUUAUAAUAUUUUAUAUCUUGUUUGUGCUGAAGGAAUCGUAUUUUCCUAACCAGCAAUCAAGGUUUUUCUCCCUCGACACUUUUCAUGGCAGUUUGAAAGUGUGGAUUAAGCAUCGACCACAAAAUAAUAGAAUACACCUUCUAUUGUUACUAGCUGUUGGAUUUUUCGUGCCAAUUCUUAGUAAGGCCACAUAAAAAAAUAGUUGGUUAGCGUCCUCUCCCGCCCACAAAAAAGGCCCCGCUCAGGAUUUUUUUAUUUUUUUAUUUUAAAAACCCAACUUUUAUUGAUCAACGGGCUCUAAUACAUGUAGUAUUUCUGUUGACUGUAGACAAUGAAAUGACGGUAUGAAUCAUAUUUUGAAAUAUAUAAAAAAAUAUCUGUACUGCAUGCACAAGAAAAUCCAGUUUCGGACCUAAAGCCAAGGCGUUAAAAAUUAGUAAAAAUUAAAAAAAAAGCGCCCACCCGCCCACUUUUUGGCAAAAGCUAAGGAUGCUAACCAACUAUUUUUUUUAUGUGGCCUAAGCAAUAUUUACUGUAUGUCCUUAAUAAAAUUUCUAUAGUCUAGGCUGGAAUGUUACAGCCUCUAUAGCUUGUUUGAUUAGAAAUGCUGCACAGUCUGGAAUCACAGAGCUGCAGGUUCAAUUCCUGUCAGAGGACCUAGCUAUAUAGUGCCUUUUUUGCAACUGUUCCUGGUUAGGUCUUAAUUUGUGUGUUUCAUCAAACCCACCAUUUGGAUGACUAUUACCACUUUGUUAACCCAUUAAACAACAGACAGUACUCUAUUUCAUCAUUCUUUGUUUAAUGUCAUAUGAUUUUACUGGUUGCAAGAGUUCUCAUUGGCUUCUUAAUUAAUACCGGUAUUUUAAUGAUUUCAAAGGCUUUGGGUUAUUUGAACUCGAACAGUCUGUACCAGCAUGGGUAGUGACAAAAACACCUAGAAACUGUAGAUGGGUAGGGAUUCAACUACCUGAAAAAUGAAAAUUUUAAAAUAAGAGUAAAAUGAAAGUUCUAUUUGUAUUUUUUAGGUAGUGGAAUCCCUGCUCCUUUCUUUGAGUCAUUAAACCUUAUUUACUUUUAAUAUGAGAAUACAAUUAUAUUAAAUUGUUUACUACGUUUUCUUUUUAGUUUUCACUGGCACAGAUGAUGUCCUUAUUUUGUUUGUCCUCCAUCGUCCGUUCUGCUUUUCGUCUUCUAUGAUUGGUUACUUUCUUGCAGUUUUUUUGGUUGUCAAAGGUGUUGGUGUCUUAAUUGGAAUGCCAGUCAUGACUCGUAUUUUAAAACUCUCGGAUACAACUAUUGUUUGUGCUGGUAUCAUCACAAACAUUGCUAGCACAGUGUUUAUGGCAUUCACAACAAAUACAUGGCAAGCUUUUCUUGGUGAGUUAUACUAAUAAUGGGUUAUUCCAAAAAACAUCCAUACCAUUCCCACAGAGGAAAUUGGAAGUGAACUCCCCACCCCCUUCGCAUGUCCUAAUACACUUACUAAUAAUGAUUUUUCUGUGUUGGUGUAAUGUACUCAGGUGAAUAUGAUGCUUGUGAUAUUACUCUGAGUGUAUAUCCACACCGGGCAAGCUUGAAAAAUAUGCCUGACCACAUUGGGAUUCAAAUUAGAUACCAGGGUGUUAAGGUUAAAUUCAAUUAGAUACCAGGGUGUUAAGAUAUGGAAUUCCCUUGAUGAGGCCGAUAAAAAAUUGUCAGUUUUUAAUCUAAAAAGUAAACUUAAGGAAAUGUUUUUUUAUUCAUAUUAGCCUAUUGCUCUGUUCAUUUAUGUAUCGAAUUGUUGAAUCGAAUUGUUGAAUUGCUUUCAUUAUUUUUAAUUAUUGAUUUUGCUAAAACAUUCUAAAUUUUAAUAAUAAUUUCAUAAUUAUAUGGUGUUUUGCUUCUCUCUGUGGUUCUGCUAAAUUGAGUAAAAUAUUUAUGUAAAUUGACUACUUUAUAUAUUAAUUUAAGCUUCGUUAUAUCUGUUUGUCAAGCGUUGUGUGUAAAACGUCUGCCUGAUUCAUCUAGCCCCUUAAUGGUUAUUUCGGGCAGACGGAACCCAUGUCAUGUCAAAAAAUUAAUGUAAUGUAAAAUUAAUGUAAUAAGUGGGUUCAAAUAAAAUGUCUAUGUCUAACCUACGACCUUUGGAAUACUAGCCCAAUGCUCUGCCAACUGAGCUACGCGGUCUGGUCGGUUCGAGUAUGUGAUAUUUCGGAACAGAAUCUACAGUAGUACUAUGGCAGAGCAUUGGGCUAGUAUUCCAAAGGUCGUAGGUUCGAAUCCCACCGUGAUCAGGCAUAUUUUUCAAGCUUGCCCGGUGCACGGAUAUACACUCAGAGUAACAUCACAAGCAACACUUACUAAUAACUAUCAUCAAAAACAAUUUUUCUUCCCUUCCCCUCCAAAUGGCAAAAAUGUUCUCUGUGGGAGGAGUGUGGAUCUUUAUUCUGGAAUGACCCAAUGGAGGAAAUAUUAGUUGGCCAUUCACUUCAUCUCCCCUUACUUUGUUUCAAGAAGAGCACUAUAGCAAUUUUAGUUGAAAAAUGAUGCAGCUAUUUUUUUCAAAUUGAUACCGGUACACAGCACAAGUUCAAUUUCUUAUCACUCGCUACUCUCCUGCUUGACCAUACAAUAUUCAGGGCAAUUUUCAAAUAAUUUUUCAAUAUUUGACUCUAAGCAUAAUUAUUGUGUUUUUAGCAAUUUCGUCUGCCAUAUUCAGUGGCAUUCCUGUUCCUGCUGUUCGAGCAAUCAUGUCCAAAUUGGUUGGCAGUGAUGAACAAGGUUUGUCUUAGUAUGUUUGAGUCACUUCUAUGGAAAAUUAGUCAAUCAGUUAGUCAGCUAGCCAUUUCAUGCAUGGGCGUAUGGGCCGGGGAGCAUGUGCCCCCCCGAAUUUUUACGGUCGGGCAAAAAUUAAUGCGAAAUUCGGGCAAAACAUAAAAAUUUCGGGAAAAUUUUGAUAUGCUCUGAAAAAAUUUUUUUAUCUUUGCGAAAAUUACGUGAUGUUACGGAAAAAUUUCGGAUAUAUCCGGAAAUUUUUUUUUGGUAUGUCCGGAAAAUUUUUUUGUCGACCUCCCCCCGCUCGCCAACAAUUUCGGGGGAAAAUAUUAAUGUUCUGUUUGCCUAUUCGGGCAAACUGUACUGUUCCCCUCCCAAAAAAAGACUAGGCCCAUACGCCCAUGAUUUCAUGGCUGUAGAUUCUAUUUUUGUGGAGGUAGCCAAUUAUUGAAUUAAGAUAACCACGGGGGUCUACGGAUGAGAAUGCAUGGAUCCUGAAGUCAAAUUGCAAAUGGUGUACAAUUUGGCUAGAUCCUGCCCUAAUAGCUUUCUUAGUUUGUCUUACAUGUAACCAAUUAAGUUGCACUGUACCCCAAUGUGCCCCACUUUAGUAUUUUACUGUGUCGUAUGUAACACUUUAACAAAUGUUCUUUAUUUCAGGAAGUUUAUUUGCGGUGUUAGCCAGUGCAUCAUCAGUUGGGACGCUUGUUGCAUCUUCUAUAUUUAACAAUAUUUACAAAGUGACUGUUUCCACUUGGCCUGGACUGUGUUUCAUUGUUAUGUCUUGCCUGCUACUCUUGCCUCUUUCUUUGAUGAUGUAAGUCACCCGUCUCCUACUGUGCAUCAUUUUGUCAUAGGUGAAUUUUUUCAGGCAUAUACCGGCCUACCCAAUUUUGUUUUAGGAUAUAUUAAAAACCAGAGCCACAGGAUGUUUUGUGUUAAUAUAGGCCUGAUUUGGCCAUCAUUUUCAUCAUUUGUGAAAUGCCAGUGUAAAUACCUGUCAAAAAUUCCCCUAUAUCCGAUGAAACUGAUCCAUUCCAGUUUGUACAAUUUCAAUUCAAGUAUAUAUCACUAUGAGAUUUGCACAGAUUAUUUUUUUUGGCAAAUGAGGCAUGCUGAUAAUUUACUCAGUAUUCAUUCAUUAUAACAUUAUUGACAAACUUGUCUCUAUUUUAACUUUUUAUUCAUUCUGUUUGUAUAAUUUGUUGUUUUGCGUCAGAUUUAGUGAUUUUUUAUUCCAUUAAAGAUACUUUCGCAUUUGCAUCAAGACACCAGACGAUCAUUUGGAGGUGAAUGAUGCCGAUACAUUGAUCGAUUCAGAAGAGAAUGUUGCUUAG